Thyridium curvatum is the source of this 1461-nucleotide messenger RNA. RefSeq lists its product as uncharacterized. Gene Ontology annotation, molecular function: oxidoreductase activity. The transcript has a single exon. The coding region runs from base 1 to 1461 and encodes 486 amino acids. The record is from RefSeq and is a predicted model, not a curated record. Lineage: Eukaryota; Fungi; Ascomycota; Sordariomycetes; Thyridiales; Thyridiaceae.
AUGACCUCCGCGCUGUCCAAUAUGGGCCGACAGGGCCUCUCAUCGAGGCAUCAGCCACCGAGCGACUUCGUCGAGCCUGAUGAACUCCGGACAAGCUUUGCUCUCGCCAUGUCGCAAAUGUAUCGAAACGAAGUUCCACUCUAUGGAGAUCUAAUUCGCAUCGUGCAGGAUGUGAACCACUCAGUCAUCACUGCACAAGGGCGUGACGGCGCCGUCAGGAGUUCCGCCGAGCUUGAGCGACUCACACUCGAGCGCCAUGGUGCUAUUCGGCUUGGCACUCCCGAAGAGCUUCUCACGGUCAAGCGCAUCUUUGCUUUACUGGGAAUGCAAGCCGUAGGAUACUAUGAUCUUUCCGUGGCUGGACUCCCAAUGCAUGCUACCUGUUUCCGACCCGUUUCUACCAUAUCGCUUGCACGCAACCCCUUUCGUGUAUUUACAACACUCCUCCGCCCAGAGCUUGUACAGUCCGACAACGCCCGAGAUCUAGCGUUGCAGCUUCUAGAAAAGCGCCAGAUCUUCAGUCAAGACCUUCUGAGAAUUCUCGAUGUCGCCGAGACCCAAAACCUCCGCCUGACAUCUGAUCAGGCGGCAACGCUCAUCCGUGAAGCGCUGUACACGUUUAGUUGGAAACCGGUCGCAGCUGCAACCUAUGCCGAGUACCAGAUCCUCAGAGCCGAGCAUCCUAUUCUGGCCGAUAUAGCCUGCUUCAACUCAGCUCACAUCAACCACCUCACGCCAAGAACUCUCGACAUCGGCGCUGCACAGAUUGCCAUGCAGAAGGAAGAUAUGGACACCAAAGACAGGAUCGAAGGACCGCCUAUUCGGGCAUGCCCUAUCUUGCUGCGUCAGACAAGCUUCUUGGCUCUCGAGGAGGCGAUUCGCUUCAAGACAGACGAUGCCGGCGAGCGGCUCACCAGCGGCUCGCAUAAGGCGCGGUUUGGAGAAAUCGAAGAACGCGGCGCUGCAGUCACCCCUGCUGGGAGGGAUCUCUAUGACCGGCUCUUCAGUGAAGCCAUGUCAGCUGCCCGCGGACUAAGUCCCGAGGCAGCUGACGCGAUACUGGCCAAGGCAUUCCAGAGAUACCCUGACACGUGGAAAGAACUUCGCCAGCGGGAGCUAGUCUAUUGCGAGUACCGUUGUACUGGAAAGGCCCUCUCACCAUCCCUUGAGUCGGGCGAGAUCUCAGAGAGCUUGGUGGAACGGCUUGUUGAGCAGGGAGUACUAGAAGCCGUGCCGAUAACUUAUGAAGACUUUCUCCCUUUCUCGGCAGCUGGCAUCUUUCAGUCUAAUCUGAAAGGGAAUGCUCCCAAGGCCAAGCUAGAGCAAGAAGUGCCCCAGCCAUGUCCCGAUCUACCUGGCAUGGAGAAGGCACUGGGGGGCUCCGUUCUAGACCCAGAUGAUCUGUACUCGACGGCUCAAAGGGAGAGCCUGAUAUCUUGUGCACGCAAGCUUCGGGCCUGA